Molecule: messenger RNA, 585 nt
Organism: Jatropha curcas
Lineage: Eukaryota; Viridiplantae; Streptophyta; Magnoliopsida; Malpighiales; Euphorbiaceae
Source: RefSeq, a predicted model, not a curated record
AUGGCUGAUAGAAUCCAUCCCGCCACUACAAUUACCAACAUCAAAACAGCCAUACCCCUAACACUAGAUUAUGAAUCUGUUGAAUAUAAUAAUUGGGCAACAUUGUUCACCUUCCAUGCUAAAGCCACACUCACAUACGACCAUAUUGCUCCUUCUCCGGUCGACGGUGAUACUACGGUUUCUCCUCCCAGAACCAUGGAACAGCAAGCCCAAUGGGAUUGCAUUGACAACAUCGUUCGUCAAUGGAUUUAUGGCACCAUCUCCCAUGAUCUCUUAAACACCAUUAUCAGUCCUAACGACACGGCUGCAGAUGCCUGGAAUCAUCUGGCGGAAUUAUUCCAGGAUAAUAAGUCUGCUCGAGCCAUCCAUCUAGAGACUGAAUUUGCAAAUACUUAUUUGCGUGAUUUCCUUGAUACUAAGGCGUAUACUCGCCGUCUCAAGGUAUUGGCUGAUCAGUUAGCUAAUGUCGGAGCUAAGGUCUCUGAUCAGCGCAUGGUGCUACGUCUUCUCAAUGGAUUGACUGACGCAUAUGAUAGCUUUGUGACUGCGGUUCAGAACAAAGUACCCUUGCCCACAUUUGCCUAA